AUGGAAGCCUCGCGCGGUCUUCAUGUGAAGUUGUGGAAGCUCCCCAUCACCAAGGAUAUCGACCAUGUGAAUCAGAAGGCCGGUCGGGCCGUUCGUGCCCAAGGUCUGACUGGAUACUUCGUCUGGUUUUAUUCGUACUAUGUCGACGAUGCACAGAAGAACGUCCCAGAAGGAUCCAAGCAUGAUUCGAUGGUUCACCGCGAUGGAGGAGCAGCUACUCCGUAUCAGCCAGAGCCGGCGCGCGCGCAUGAACACGCACCUUUCCUGCCGAGUGGACCGCGCAACACGACCAUGGCAGAGGCAGGUGAAGGUCUCCUCGGUGAUCCAGAUCAAGAUGGCGAUACUGACGAUGCUGCUGCUGUCGCUGCCGCUGCCGCUCGCCUUGGGAUUUCAUCCGAUGACAACUACCACAAGAAGGACUGGACCAAGCAGGAGAUCGAGUGGCGUGAAAAGGAGACGAACAUCAUCCGCCUCGCCCUUAACAGCCAGUACCUUGCGACACUACGCUGCUGUCGUGUCGUGUGCAACCAUCUGUAUGAAGAGCAUCUCAAGAUGUACGACUCUGUCGCAGUCGAUCCGAUCAAAUGCUGCAGCAUGUGCAACCCAGCGCUGCUCCAGCUUAUUCUCUGGGAAAAGGAGCCACCAGCCGUGCCAAAAUCGAGGACAGCACCAAGAGCAGGCUCGAAGCAAGCAUUCUUCUUGCCCAAGCUGAAGGACAUUCUCGGCCAAUUCUGUCGCAAGGCAUUCGACUUCGAGGCAAUCCAGCAGGGAUACGACUUCGACAAUCUGUUGGCGGAUCUGCCAUACAAUCUCCUCAUCGAAGACCAGUACGUUUGGGAGCUGGCCGAGUGCAUUCGGUUUGAGGGUCUGGAGCGGCCAGAUAGUGAGCCAGAGUUAACGGCGGAUGAUAUCAAGGAUCUCGCACCGCUGUUUUCUGCAUGGCAUGCUGACGGCGGACCUUGCAAGACUGGUCACACACAGCGCUCUGACAAGUCGGCCCAAGCAGCUACACUGCUGCAGCAAGCUCUGGCCAACUCGAAUUCCAUGGCUGACGAUGCAGAAGAUGAGGAUCGAGGGCGUGCCGCUAAGCGUGGUCGUGGUGGCAGGGGCAGAGGCAGAGGUAGACCACACAAGCGCGGUCGCGGAGGACGCGGUGGAACUGCUGGUGGAACUGCUGGUGGAGAGACUGGUGGAGACGAGGCUGGUAGAGAGACUGGUGGCGCAGGUGGAAGCACUGUGGACAAGCGCCCUGCAAGUGAAGCAGCAUUGACUCCUCUCGGUCGCGAGUCUCAAGUGCCACGAGUUGGCAGUCCUGGAAGCAGCACAAUGGUCGCGCCAGGCAACAUCGCCGGUCCAUCCAGUCGUCCUGCUGCGGCUACCACUCCUGCUCGUGCUGCUCAAUAG
Messenger RNA from Zymoseptoria tritici IPO323, 1404 nucleotides. RefSeq lists its product as uncharacterized. Bases 1 to 1404 code for a protein of 467 amino acids. The record is from RefSeq and is a predicted model, not a curated record. The transcript is spliced from 3 exons. NCBI's taxonomy places the organism in Eukaryota, Fungi, Ascomycota, Dothideomycetes, Mycosphaerellales, Mycosphaerellaceae.